This is a messenger RNA of Wyeomyia smithii (pitcher-plant mosquito), 2393 nucleotides long. Its product is annotated as cuticle protein CP14.6-like. Gene Ontology annotation, molecular function: structural constituent of chitin-based larval cuticle. Bases 86 to 460 code for a protein of 124 amino acids. Lineage: Eukaryota; Metazoa; Arthropoda; Insecta; Diptera; Culicidae. Gene Ontology annotation, cellular component: chitin-based extracellular matrix. The transcript is spliced from 3 exons. The record is from RefSeq and is a predicted model, not a curated record.
CCGAUCCAAAGUCGCAGUGUACCGUUUGUGUUAUCUAAGAAACAUUCGUGCCAUAAAAGUAGUUUAGAACCUCAAUAAACGAAAUAUGAAGAUGAUCAUUGCUGUUCUUGUUGUGGUGCUAGCUUUUACCCAAGCAGCACCCCAGGGGCGCACCGCCGAUGCCGACACGCCAAUUGUCCAUCAAACAUCCGAUAUUCAACCGGAUGGCAGCUUCAGCUAUGCCUUCGAGACCGGUAACGGCAUCAAGGUCGAGGAUCAGGGCACCAUCAAGCGAGUGCGAGUCCCAAAGACGGACGAAACGGGGCGUCAGCUCGGUGAAGAAGAGGUCCCUGUUUCGGUCCAAACUGGUUCGUUUCAAUACACUGCUCCAGACGGUCAAAUCUACACGCUCAGAUACAUUGCCGACGAAAACGGAUUCCAGCCGCAGGGUGAUCAUCUUCCAGUAGCGCCAGUUGCCUAGGUUAGUUAGCUCCAUGACAAUAACAGCAUAAUCCACUCGUAUACACGUCUACACAACAACCGAAACCGCAACUGUGUCACCGCGGAAACUAGUAUUUAUAUUUAUUCCUACAAAUAAAGAUACAGCGGAAAUCGAUCCUUCGCACUGUGGUCCAGAAAUGAAAAAAGGUGGUCAAAAGUCAUUCUCUCAUAAACGUUACAUUUUAGAGCAAUACUGUCUUCGGGAAAGUUUUAGAAUACAAAAAGAUCCUUCUUUGGACAUCAACAGAUCCGUGAUUAAUCCCCCUACAAGUGAGAUAAAAAAAAUAUUUUCUCUAAAACUCAAUAUUUUUUAUCGCCGUCUUUGGCAAAGUUUUCCAAAAUAACAUAACAAAAAACUUUGCUGAAGACACUAGGUAGCUAUUUGUCAAUCUUACUGAGCUAUCUGAUUAUGUUCAAUGAUGGUUAAAAAAAAGGCUUUUGCCGUUAAAAUUCAUAUUUUAUUCCACUAUACCUCUGAUAUUCUUACUGAACUUUUAAAACAACAUCAGACCGUUAUUUUUUAUAUGUUACAGCAGAUUUUAUUUGAUGAUAAUUAGGUUUCUUUCAAAUUUUCCUGCCAAAAAAUUUACUUUUGACAAGUAAUUAUCGAUUUUCUGCCGUUUCCCAACACAUCCCACGGCAAGAUUACCACCAAUUGAAUUGUCCAUGUGCUCUGCACACACGGCAGUUAAAAUUUCUUGCAGAAAUUUGCAGAAACUUAUAAAAUCAUGAAACAAAACAACUUCAACGUGAGUUUAUUUAAGUCAUGUUGAUCAAUAUCGGAUCUUUGUUGCGAAAAACAUAGCAAGCUUUGCAUUUUUACCUUUUGAUGCAUCUUUUGAAGUAUUAUCAAUGCAUGUAAACAAUAACCAAUUAUUAUUGUUGCCUACUAAAGAUGAAUUAUAUGAGCGGUACACCUAUUCGGGAAUAUUUGAGCUGAAAUUUGAAUUUUCAAAAACCACGUGUUUACAUACAUCGAGUAUACUUCAAAAGAUGCAUCAAAGGUAAAAAUGCAAAGCUUGCUUUGUUUUUUUGCAACAAAGAUCCGCUAUUGAUCAACAUGACUUAAAUGAACUCACGUUAAAGUUGUUUUGUUUUAAUGAUUUUAUAAGUUUCUGCAAAUUUCUGCAAGAAAUUUUAACUGCCGUGUGUGCAGAGCACAUGGACAAUUCAAUUGGUGGUAAUCUCGCCGUGGAAUGUGUUGGGAAACGGCAGAAAAUCGAUAAUUACUUGUCAAAAGUAAAUUUUUUGGCAGGAAAAUUAGAAAGAAACCUAAUUAUCAUCAAAUAAAAUCUGCUGUAACAUAUAAAAAAUAACGGUCUGAUGUUGUUUUAAAAGUUCAGUAAGAAUAUAAGAGGUAUAGUGGAAUAAAAUAUGAAUUUCAACGGCAAAAACCUUUUUUUUAACCAUCAUUGCACAUAAUCAGAUAGCUCAGUAAGAUUGAGAAAUAGCUACCUAGUGUCUUCAGCAAAGUUUUUUGUUAUGUUAUUUUGGAAAACUUUGCCAAAGACGGCGAUAAAAAAUAUUGAGUUUUAGAGAAAAUAUUUUUUUUAUCUCACUUGUAGGGGGAUUAAUCACGGAUCUGUUGAUGUCCAAAGAAGGAUCUUUUUUUACUCUAAAACUUUUUCCAAGACAAUAUUGCUCUAAAAUGUAACGUUUAUGAGAAAAUGACUUUUGACCACCUUUUUUCAUUUCUGGACCACAGUGCUUCGUCAGCGUUUGCAUAAUGUCUCGCACAAUGUUCAAGUUGACCAUGCGCACCAUUCGACAAUCGGAUCUUGAUGGUUUUUCCAAUGUAAUGGAGCCUAAUUACUGUACUCAGUUCACGAACUACUACAAACUCAUCUAUAAAAUAAGUGCUGGGUUAUUGUAAUUGCGCAGCUAAAAAUAGAAAUUGUCUUCUAAACAACUAA